Messenger RNA from Archocentrus centrarchus (flier cichlid), 999 nucleotides. RefSeq names its product high affinity immunoglobulin gamma Fc receptor I-like. Gene Ontology annotation, biological process: immune response; cell surface receptor signaling pathway. Gene Ontology annotation, cellular component: external side of plasma membrane. The transcript has 7 exons. Lineage: Eukaryota; Metazoa; Chordata; Actinopteri; Cichliformes; Cichlidae. The record is from RefSeq and is a predicted model, not a curated record. The coding region runs from base 10 to 999 and encodes 329 amino acids. Gene Ontology annotation, molecular function: transmembrane signaling receptor activity.
CAAGACAAUAUGGAGGUCAGAGCUCUGUGUAUAAGACUGUUGAUGAUUGUUGUGAUUCUGCUGGAUGGACAGGAUCAGAAAGUUGAUGCAGUUUCUCUGAGUAUCGCUCCAAACAGAUUGCAGUUCUUUGAAUAUGAAUCAGUAACAUUUUACUGUGAAGGAGUCGAUUAUUGUGAAAUUGUGCAUAAAUUCAAAGGGAAAUUACAAUCAUGUAUCAGAACUAAUAAGAGAACACCAACAGGAUCAUCCUGCACCAUUAAACAUGUUUAUACAGAUGACAGUGGAGAGUACUGGAGUGAGACUGAAGGAGGGAAGAGAAGCAACAUUAUCAACAUCUCUGUCACUGAUGGUUCUGUGAUCCUGGAGGUUCCUGCUCUUCCUGUGAUAGAGGGACAAACUGUGACUCUUCACUGCAGAAACAAAACCUCUUCCUCCAACUUCAUAGCUGAUUUCUAUAAAGAUGGACGUCACAUCCACAGAAGCUCCAAAGGAAACGUGAACAUCUACAGAGUCUUCAAGUCUGAUGAAGGACUUUACAAGUGCAGCAUCUCAGGAGCUGGAGAAUCACCAGAGAGCUGGCUGAAAGUCUCAAAAAACAGCACUCAUGAUGGUUCUGUGAUCCUGGAGGUUCCUGCUCUUCCUGUGAUGGAGGGACAAACUGUGACUCUUCACUGCAGAAACAAAACCUCUUCCUCCAACUUCACAGCUGAUUUCUAUAAAGAUGGACGUCACAUCCACAGAAGCUCCACAGGAAACAUGAACAUCUACAGAGUUUCCAAGUCUGAUGAAGGACUUUACAAGUGCAGCAUCUCAGGAGCUGGAGAAUCACCAGAGAGCUGGCUGAAAGUCACAGAUGAAGAUGGAUUGUCCUCUACAUGCAUUUACUAUGUCUUGGAAACUCAGCUGGAAGGAGCAGAAGCAGGAACCAUCAAAAAGAUGUCUUCAGCCGGUAUCUAUCAGCCUAUAGCAGAGGAUCCCUUCUAUUCUGCAGUACAGUAG